Spinacia oleracea (spinach) is the source of this 1898-nucleotide messenger RNA. RefSeq names its product tubulin alpha-5 chain. The record is from RefSeq and is a predicted model, not a curated record. Gene Ontology annotation, cellular component: microtubule. Bases 293 to 1639 code for a protein of 448 amino acids. Gene Ontology annotation, molecular function: GTP binding; structural constituent of cytoskeleton. NCBI's taxonomy places the organism in Eukaryota, Viridiplantae, Streptophyta, Magnoliopsida, Caryophyllales, Amaranthaceae. Gene Ontology annotation, biological process: microtubule-based process. The transcript is spliced from 5 exons.
CCAUCGAAUCCUUUCUGUUAUCUAUCAUCAAAAAAGCAAAUUAUAAAAAAAUAAAAAAUAAAAAAUAAAAAUUGAGACAGAAGCAAAGGCUGUCCUGUCUGUCAAAGUUGAACAGGGCAUGAUCUUCUUCUCUCUCCUAAUCAACAUAGACAACCGGAUAUUUAUACAUACACAGCUAAUUAAUAAUAAUAAUAACACACAGAAAACAAAAAAGAGAGCUUAGACUUUCAAGAGUUUGAUCGCCCAUUUUUGCUGCUGCUGCUGCUGCUACUGUUUUGUUGUUUGAGCAAAAAUGAGGGAGGUGAUCAACAUUCACAUCGGUCAAGCUGGAAUUCAAGUGGGAAAUUCUUGUUGGGAACUUUUUUGCCUCGAACAUGGAAUUCAGCAAGAUGGCAUGAUGCCCAGUGACACAUCUAUAGGUGUUGAAAGUGAUUCGUUUAACACCUUCUUCAAUGAGACUAGUUCUGGGAAGCAUGUACCAAGAGCUGUGUUCAUUGAUUUGGAACCAACUGUGAUAGAUGAAAUACGGACAGGACCAUAUAGACAACUCUUCCAUCCAGAGCAGCUCCUCACUGGGAAAGAAGACGCUGCCAACAAUUUUGCUCGGGGACAUUAUACAGUGGGAAAGGAUAUGGUUGAUUUGUGCCUUGACCGGGUAAGGAAAUUGGCCGACAGUUGCACUGGAUUGCAAGGCUUCUUGGUAUUUAAUGCUGUUGGUGGUGGCACAGGUUCUGGUUUUGGUUCAUUGCUUUUAGAACGCUUGUCUGUUGAGUAUGGUAAAAAGUCCAAACUCGCAUUUUCAAUCUACCCUUCUCCACAGGUAUCAACAGCAGUUGUUGAGCCGUACAACAGUGUCCUGGCCACUCAUUCCCUACUGGAGCACACUGAUGUAGCUGUGCUUUUAGACAAUGAAGCAAUAUAUGAUAUAUGCAAGAAAUCCCUAAACAUUGAGAGGCCUACGUAUACAAACUUGAACCGUUUAAUAUCCCAAGUAGUAUCUUCAUUAACUACUUCUUUAAGGUUUGACGGAGCCAUAAAUGUGGACAUUACAGAGUUUCAGACUAACCUUGUACCAUAUCCUCGUAUUCACUUCAUGUUAUCGUCCUAUGCCCCUGUUAUCUCUGCUGAAAAGGCUUACCAUGAACAGCUUUCAGUGCCUGAGAUCACAACUGCUGUAUUUGAACCUUCAAGUAUGAUGGCUAAGUGUGAUCCAAGACAUGGUAAAUACAUGGCUGCUUGUUUGAUGUACCGUGGUGAUGUUGUUCCCAAAGACGUUAAUGCUGCUGUUGGCACUAUCAAGAACAAAAGAACUGUUCAAUUUGUUGACUGGUGCCCAACUGGUUUCAAGUGUGGAAUCAACUACGAACCCCCAACAGUAGUACCAGGUGGUGAUCUUGCAAAGGUGCAGCGUGCAGUCUGCAUGAUCAGCAACAAUACCGCAGUGGCUGAAGUAUUUGCCAGAAUUGACCAUAAAUUUGACCUUAUGUAUGCCAAGAGAGCAUUUGUGCACUGGUAUGUUGGUGAAGGUAUGGAAGAAGGUGAGUUCUCAGAAGCUCGAGAGGACUUAGCUGCUCUCGAGAAAGACUAUGAGGAAGUCGGUGCAGAGGCCAGUAAUGAAGAAGAGGAAGAAGAAUACUAAGUUCAAUACCAUGUUACCAAUUUCCUGCUCUUUCUCUUUUUUUCUUUUUUUUUUUACCCUUUUUGCAGUGUGUAUUACUUAUUGUAAUUUUUACUGGUGAAUAACUCAUUUUUGGAGUGUAAAUUUAUCAUUUAAAUGGCAUCUACCAAUCAGCCAUAUUGUAUAGGAUUAUAUGAUUGUUUAGAAGCUGAGGUUUUCAAGGAGGAUGUAUCCUUUCCAAAUUGUCUAAUUCAUAAAUUUAAGUCCAAUAUUUAUCUUA